Penaeus vannamei (Pacific white shrimp) is the source of this 626-nucleotide messenger RNA. NCBI's taxonomy places the organism in Eukaryota, Metazoa, Arthropoda, Malacostraca, Decapoda, Penaeidae. The record is from RefSeq and is a predicted model, not a curated record.
CUCUUCCAGAUACGAAGUCUGUGUUGGCGAAACGCUGACUCCUGACGUCUAUAUGACCUGUGACGUCAUUGUCACGGAAGAGGACGUGCCUGGCCCCCAUCGCUGAGUCUGGCUCCUGCAGCAUCCAGGCGAGGGCACUCACUGGCGCUGUGACGUCACGUGGGGCGGCCCAGAGAAGACCCAUGGCAGAAUCAGAGGGUACCUCGUCGAGUGGAAGGACCGCGAAGGAUACGUCCUAAUGGAGAGCCUCCCGAGGGGCGUCCUGUGCGACCCGCUCUGCUACGAGUCCCAGGUCGUCAACUUUCACCCGACGGAGGUCUGCGUCUCGGCGAGGACCAGGGCGGGGCAGGGCUGGGAGAGCUGCGCGCCCAUCCACGACGUCUCGGGAAGAAUCCUCGCCUUCUUCGAGUUAAAAGUGAUGCUGAUCAUCGGGAUCACCAUCCUCAUCUACCAGCUCGGUCCGGCGAUCCUGAGGGCGGUGCUCAAGUGCUGCCUCCGGGGUCUCUACCGACAUGUCGAAGGAGAGAAGAAGCAUCCGGUGUGACGUGAGCGCUUCUCUCCGCCCGGUGUCACGUCAGCUGAGUCACACUUCUAUUUUUUACAUGAAAUAAAUCCUCUUAAAGAAA